Molecule: messenger RNA, 1316 nt
Organism: Aspergillus eucalypticola CBS 122712
Lineage: Eukaryota; Fungi; Ascomycota; Eurotiomycetes; Eurotiales; Aspergillaceae
Product: NmrA/HSCARG family protein
Exons: 4
Coding region: 69-1085 (338 amino acids)
Source: RefSeq, a predicted model, not a curated record
GUGGAAUUCGAUUCUCUCCGCUGCCUCUACUUCUUCGAUCCGUCUCCUUACCAGAGUACUUCUUCAAAAUGGUGGCCCCUUUGACUAGGACAAUCGUUGUGUACGGCGCAACAGGUGCCCAGGGUGGCGCUGUGGCUCGGUCGCUGCUCCAGAGUACCGUCGGCUUCAGCGUGCGUGCCCUAACUCGGAACCCUUUAUCCCCACCAGCACAGGAACUCGCACGUCUGGGAGCUGAGGUCGUGCAAGCCGACGGGUUUAACCACGAUCAGAUGCGAGCCGCCUUGACAGGCGCUUGGGGGUUUUGGCUAAACACUAACCAUCAUGAUCCAGCGUUCCCCACGCCAGAAGGAGUAGAUGAUACUAUCUUUGGCGAGCACCUAAUCUCUCUAGCCGCUGAGGUAGGGGUCAAGGUUCUAAUCUACAGCACUUGUGAAUCCUCCAGUGAACAUUCCCACGGUAAGGCAGUGGUGAAAGGGAUGGAUAACAAGAAUCGAGUCUUCCGCUACGGGGUCAAUCAGCCCGCGUUUGACGCGGUUAUCGGAGCCAUCCCGGGUUGGUAUAUGGAGAACUUCCUCUCUCCAGAGUAUGCGGCCUGCUUUGGCGGCUUUCCCCUGCGGUCGGAUGCCGAGGGAUAUCUGACGUUCGCAAGUCCCCAUCUCGGCGGACAAGGAAAGGUGCCCUGGCUCGCCGUCGCAGAGGACUUUGGCGAUAUGAUACACGGGCUGUUCCUCGACCCGGCCCCCUAUCAUGGACGGACGGUGCAACUGUUCAGCGAUAGCAUUACAAUGGAAGGAUUGACUGCGCUGUUUUCCGAAGUGACGGGUCAGAAAGCCCGAUUUGUCCCGCAGGCGACUCCGGCAGAAUUUCCGACAUAUGGUGUGGGCGCACUAGAGGAGAUCCGGGACAUUUUCGCCUUCACGCAGUAUACGGGCGGGAACUUCUUCGGCCACCCGAACGAUAUCCAGGCCAGCCAAGCACUGAAGAAGGCGGCUCGGGAGGCGAGCCGAUCUCAGGACGGGUAUGAGCUUAUCACCAUCCGAGAAUAUUUUGCCAAACAUUUCGGUCCCAAGAAUAUUCAAGGAUAGAUCCUCGCCAGGCACAGAUCCUGUCAUUGCAAGCAAACAAGCAAAGUAGUCGAUAGGGUGUUUUCAAAGAAUGCAAGCGGGAUGGUGAUUUGAGAUCCGGAUUAUCUUCAUUCUGUUGUAAUAUAAGGCUGGUGCAGAUCAGGAACCAAGCCGAACCAUCGGAAUUAAUCCCGAUGUAUACGAAGAAUCAACUUGAUUGGAAAUCAAGUUGAUCUUCUCGUUGGAUAUAUA